Kuraishia capsulata CBS 1993 is the source of this 1335-nucleotide messenger RNA. RefSeq lists its product as uncharacterized. The record is from RefSeq and is a predicted model, not a curated record. The transcript has a single exon. Bases 1 to 1335 code for a protein of 444 amino acids. Lineage: Eukaryota; Fungi; Ascomycota; Pichiomycetes; Pichiales; Pichiaceae.
AUGGAAUUUUUCUAUGAAGAUGCUCUUGCUGAGGCGACCAAAUUGGAUGCUAUCCUCAAGGAAACCGGAAAGCCUGUCGGACCAUUGCACGGACUCCCAAUGUCUGUCAAGGAGCAUUUCAACUUCAAAGACCAUGUCACACAUGCUGGUUAUGUGGGCUGGUUGGACAGAGUGUCUCCAGAAUUCGCGGAUACUACCAAACAGUUGAUCGACUGUGGAGCUGUCAUUUUUUGUCGCACCACCGAGCCUCAAAGUCUGAUGCAUUUGGAUUCCUACAACAAUAUUGUUGGACGUUGCAGAAACCCUAAUAACACUUUUCUCAGUCCAGGCGGUUCUUCUAGUGGAGAAGGUGCAAUGGUAGCCAUGGGUGGUUCGGCUUUGGGUAUGGGCAGUGACGGUGGUGGAUCCAUUCGAGCUCCUAGUGCCUUUUGCGGAAUCUAUGGACUGAAGGCUACGGCCCAAAGAAUUUCCAUCAAGGGAUUCACGGUGUCAGUUGCUGGAAUCGAAGGGUUCAUCGGGGUCAUUGGGCCUAUGACCAGGUUCGUUGAAGAUUUGGAUCUGUUCAUGACUGCCAUUCUCAAUUUUGCUAAUCCAUGGAAAUAUGAUCCCUUCUUGACGGUAGUCCCAUGGAGACCAGUUGAAGACCCCAAACCAACCUCGCUGAAGAUUGGUGUUGUUUUUGACGACGGCAUAGUUCGUCCUCAUGCUAACAUCAAGAGAGCUCUCGAGACCGUUGUGGGAAAGUUGAAGGAACAAGGAGUGGAGAUUGUUUCCUUCAAACCACCCAGACACGAGGAGGCCAUGAGAGCUAUCAUGAAAGUUUACAGUGGUGAUGGAAACGAAUGUCAGAAAGAUGCUCUUGCGAUUUCGGGCGAACCUAUCAACCCAUUGACCACUUGGACUUUGAGCUUCGGUGAUGGUGAUGAAGGUAUGCCCGUCCGUGACCUCUACAGAACCUCUGUAACCAAGGGAGAGGUUCGCCAGGAAUACCUGGAUAUGAUGAACAAUGAGUCAAUUGACUUCAUUUUAUCUCCAACCUAUGUGGGAUGUGCACCUGUUCCAGAUACUCUUCAUUACUGGGGAUACACCUGUAUCUACAACUUGCUGGAUAUGCCCAAUGUGGUUUUCCCAACCGGUCUGUACUCCGACUCUACCCUGGACAAGCCUGAAAAUUUCAAGCCCAGAAACGAAUACGAGGAGUAUGAGCACAAGUUGUUUGAAGAUCCAGCUAUUUUCGAUGGCGCUCCCCUGAACCUCCAACUCACCGGAAAGCGUUUCUCCGACGAAAAACUCGUGAAGGCAGUCAAGGUUAUCUCUGAGAUCAUCAAGACAUAA